Messenger RNA from Chondrus crispus (carragheen), 1452 nucleotides. Its product is annotated as RuvB-like DNA/RNA helicase pontin. The transcript has 2 exons. The record is from RefSeq and is a predicted model, not a curated record. Gene Ontology annotation, biological process: box C/D snoRNP assembly; regulation of transcription by RNA polymerase II; chromatin remodeling. Lineage: Eukaryota; Rhodophyta; Florideophyceae; Gigartinales; Gigartinaceae. Gene Ontology annotation, cellular component: R2TP complex; Swr1 complex; Ino80 complex. The coding region runs from base 1 to 1371 and encodes 456 amino acids. Gene Ontology annotation, molecular function: ATP binding; ATP hydrolysis activity; DNA helicase activity.
AUGAAGAUCGAGGAUGUCCGAUCGACAGCGAAAGCACAAAGAAUUGCGGCGCAUUCUCACGUGAAGGGUCUUGGGCUCAGCGCAAAUGGAACCGCGGCUCAAAUGGGUGGCGGCCUUGUUGGCCAUGAGCAAGCACGGGAAGCGGCUGGCGUGGUAGUUGAGCUCAUCAAGUGUAAGAAAAUGGCAGGCCGCGCACUCCUCAUCACGGGAGGAAUGGGAUCUGGAAAGACUGCCCUUGCUCUGGCAAUUGCGCAAGAAUUGGGUACCAAAGUACCGUUCUGUCCUAUGGUCGGCUCUGAAGUGUAUUCUAGCGAGGUGAAGAAAACAGAGGUCCUCAUGGAGCAUUUUCGGAGGGCAAUUGGGCUGAGGAUCAAGGAGAAUAAGGAAGUGUUUGAGGGGGAGGUCAUCGAGCUCACCCCAGAGGAGACGGAAAAUCCUCUUGGAGGUUACGGGAAAACAAUAAGUAAGGUCGUCAUCGGCUUAAAAACAGUUCGCGGGACAAAACAACUCAAGCUUGACCCUACAAUUUACGAGUCCCUUCAAAAAGAACGCGUUUCCGUGGGGGAUGUUAUUUAUAUCGAGGCAAAUUCCGGGGCAGUGAAGCGGGUGGGAAGGAGUGACGUUUAUGCAACAGAGUUUGAUCUUGAAGCAGAAGAAUACGUGCCACUACCGAAAGGAGAUGUGCACAAGAAGAAGGAAGUCGUCCAAGACGUAACGCUGCAUGAUCUCGAUGUCGCAAACGCAAGACCACAAGGCGGUAGAGACAUUAUGAGCAUGUUGAACCAGAUGGGCAAGCCGACGAAAACAGAAAUCACUGAAAAGCUACGGGCGGAAAUCAACAAAAUCGUUUCUGGCUACAUAGAUCAAGGGGUUGCCGAGCUUGUGCCUGGAGUUUUAUUCAUUGAUGAAGUGCAUCUCUUGGACAUUGAAUGCUUCGCGUACUUGAAUCGCGCGCUAGAGUCCAACCUCGCACCGAUCGUUAUUUUCGCAACGAACAGAGGAAUGACUGAGGUCCGCGGAACAGAUAUGCGUGCACCACAUGGAAUUCCUGUCGAUCUGUUAGACCGUUGUAUGGUCAUUCGAACCGGGCCAUAUACGAUGGAAGAGAUCGCUGUCAUCAUUCAAAUUCGAGCCAAGGUUGAAGGCGUUGUCCUAAAAGACAACUCCGUGGUCACAGCUCUUGCAGAUGUGGCUGCACGAACAAGUCUGCGAUACGCAACGCAGCUACUAACACCAGCAAGUAUUCUGUCAGGUGUAAAAGGACAAGACCAUUUGACAGCUGAAGAUGUAAAAGAAGCAGACAGUCUCUUUUACGACGCAAAGGCUUCUGCCAGAUUGCUAAUGGAAAGUCCUUCAAAGUACAUAAGCUAAACCGCUUCAACCUGCCUUUAAAGGCCAUAAAUGUGAAUUUCAAGUUUUCUUGGCGGAGAGAACAUGUAUCUUUGUAGAUCG